AUGGCUCCAGCAUGUUCUAACCCGCUCAAAGCAGAUGAUGAACAUCUUCGUGGCAACACUUUACAAGCGUAUGCCUACCAGCCUUUAUUAUCCCGGCAUAUACGUCUACUUGGCAUCGAAGACAGUGAAGAGCUCCACAUCAUUCAUGUUUCGUUAAAUUCCGCUCCAGCAUACACUGCGUUAUCGUAUACAUGGAACGGCGAGCUGGUUGAUCAGCCCAUCACCGUCGACAGAUCUAGUCUUAAAGUGAUCAACAACUUCCGUGUCGCGCUACCUCAUCUGAUAAAGGCUGCAAAGACUCAGUAUCUUUGGGUAGAUGGUCUGUGUAUCAACCAAGAAGAUGAUAGAGAGAAGGCGGUUCAGGUUCCUCUUAUGCAAGAAAUUUACGCGUCGUGUAGUGAGUGUCUUAUCUGGCUAGGGAAGAGUACACCAGAAGGCGAGACCGCUUUUGAUGCCAUACCGAGAAUCCGCCGGAACCUACAGCUCUACGAUGCCUCACGGGUCUGGGACAUGGAAGGAAUUGGACUGAAAUCUCCAGGGACGAUAGACUCUUCGCUUUGGAAAGGCCUCACAGAUAUCUUUUCUCGACCCUGGUUCAAGCGUAUCUGGACUUUUCAAGAGGCAGUUAUUCCCCCUGAGAUCUUCUUGCUCUUCGGCGACAGAGUUCUAGCUUUCGACGACAUAGUCCCAUUAGCAGAUCCCUUGCUGACUCAUUUCACCUCCCUUCAAUAUUUUCAUGCGAAUGACGGAUCUUUGAAAGGCCAAAGCCUCUGGGUUGCAUUCGUGAAAACAAUGCAUAUUCAUAAGUCUAGAACCUCCGGUUCUAGAUUCCAGAAUUGCUUUAAUACUCUUCGAAUGCUAUAUUUCACUCGACCUUGGCAUUCAACCAAUCCUUUAGACAAGAUCUACGGAUUGCUUGGACUGACUGAUCCCUCCUUACCAAUGUUCCUGACAGUAGAUUAUUCAAAAUCUGCUAUCCAAGUCUCUAUUGAGAUUUCCAAAUGGUACCUCGAACACGGUGGAGAUCUAUUUAUCCUGAAUCUAGCAAGUUCCUUGAGAUACACCGACCUCGUGUAUAGUGGUUUACCUUCAUGGGCACCAUUUUUUGGAAAUUUGGGUUCCCAUUGGUGUAUUGGAGUAAUUUGGCAAAGAUUUCGUACCGGUGUAAGCGAUAGUCGUCAGAUGAAACCUGCUACUACCACUACGGAGCAGAAGUUGCACGUUCGAGGCCUCCGCGUCGAUGAAGUAUCUCACAUUGUGCCAUGUAUCGGCGGAAAAUAUAAGACACAAGCUGAAAAAUGUUAA
Molecule: messenger RNA, 1305 nt
Organism: Lachnellula hyalina
Lineage: Eukaryota; Fungi; Ascomycota; Leotiomycetes; Helotiales; Lachnaceae
Product: Heterokaryon incompatibility protein 6,OR allele
Exons: 1
Coding region: 1-1305 (434 amino acids)
Source: RefSeq, a predicted model, not a curated record